UGUACAACUGAAUUCGGUUAAAAAGAAAAAAAAUUUUUUUUAAUAUUUUUAUUUAAAUAAAAGAUAAGAAAAGCGCAAAGGAAAACAAAAAAAAAAACAGAAAAAUUUAAAAAAUCAAUAAAAUCGCGGAAAAGGACUUAAUUUAAACGGAUUGGCGAGUUUCUUUUAUAAGUUAGCAAAUGUUUGAUUUUGGCUUAAAUUAUUAAUGGUAGAUUUAUUUCCAAUAUAAUCGAAUAAAAAUAAGAAAAAUGAAAAAAUGACGUGAAAAGUUUUGAAUUUUCAAAUUUUGAAUAUUAAAAUUUUUGUUAGCCUUGCCCUUAAUAAUACUAAAAUAUUAUGUAUUUUUUAAGAGAACUUCAAAGGACAUUAAAAGGAAUUUGUUGUUUAAGCAGAAUUUAAAAAAUUUUCUUUAACAUGUAAAUAUCGUAAAAUAAAAACCAAUAAAAAAAGAAUUCAAAAAAUAUUGAUAAAAAAAUACAAAAAAAAUAAAAUAAGAAAAAAGAACAAUAAAAAUUUAUUGAAAACCCUAAAAUAAUUGAAAAAUCUUAUUUAACUCUAACAUUUCGCCCUAUAACUUGGAUAUUGGAUAAUGAUUGAAGAUCAACAUCAAGUUCCCAUUUCAAUGUAUCCUUUGGACAUAAAAUGCCAUCCGCAAGAAUUACAACAACAACUUUCAAAUAUCAAUAAUAAUAGUCUAACAUUAAACGGAAAUACCGGAAACGGAAGAAUGUUAACAGGAAUUUCUGCAACACAACAACAACAACAAUCAUCAUCAUUAUCAUCAACUGCUGCUUCACAAUUAACAUCAUCAACAGGAUUACCACCAGAAGUCUUAACAUCUGAUGUUGGUGGUUUACUUGAAGCAAUUCAAAAUCAUCAUCAACAACAGCAACAUCAUCAUCAUCAACAACAGCAAAUGCAUCAUCAUACAUUAGUUAAUGGCAAUAAAAAUAAUUGUAAUAAUAACAAUAAUAGUAACAAUAAUAAUAAUAACAAUAUUGAAAAUUUAACAACAACUUUAAAUGCAAAUAACCUAGGAAAUAUUAAUAAUACUAGAACAGUAUUAAUGCCAUGUAAUCUCAAUAAUUGUGGUCAUCCAUGUAACAUUAAUAAUAAUAAUAAUAAUAGUAACAGUAAUAGUAAUAGCAGUUGCGGUGGACUUAGUAUUGGUGGUGGUAGUAAUGGUGGAAAUGGUAACAGUGGAAUUAAUAAUAAUUGUUGUUGCAAUAAUUGUAAUGACAUUAGCAAUAAUAAUGGUAAUAACAACAAUAAUAAUAGUAAUAGCAAUGGUAGUAAUGGUUUAAAUGAAAAUGGCUGUAAUCAACAAAUUCAACAUCAUAGACCAUCAAGUAUUUCAAUUGGAUCUACAAUACAAUGUGGAUUUUGUUUACAAUUAAUACAGGAUCGUUAUAUAUUGAGAAUUAUGGAUAUGUCAUAUCAUGAAAAUUGUUUAAAAUGUUCAAUAUGUUCAAUGCAUUUGGUGCAUUCUUGUUUUACACGUGAUGGAAAAUUUUAUUGUCGAUUGGAUUAUGAAAGACUCUUUAUACGUAAUCGUUGUCUUGGAUGCGGUGAUAAGAUUAGCUCAGAUGAAUUUGUUAUGAAGACACAAGAGAAUGUUUUUCAUUUAAAAUGUUUUGCUUGUGUUGUAUGCGGAAUGCAAUUAAAAAAAGGCGAAGAAUAUGUUAUUAAACAAGGACAAUUAUUUUGUCGUAUUGAUUAUGAAAAAGAAGUUGAAAUGAUGCAAGGAUAUGAUUUUUAUGGAAACGAUUUAUAUCCACCAAAAAUGGAUGGUAGAAGAGGUCCAAAACGUCCCCGUACAAUAUUAAAUACACAACAGAGAAGAGCAUUUAAAGCAUCAUUUGAAAUAUCACCGAAACCGUGUCGUAAAGUUAGAGAAAAUUUAGCAAAAGAUACUGGUUUAAGUUUAAGGAUAGUACAGGUUUGGUUCCAAAAUCAACGUGCAAAAGUUAAAAAAAUUCAAAAGAAAGCAAAACAGGAUAAUCACAAUACAAAGGGUAAUAGUGAAACAGACUCUCAAGAAUCGGAUAGUAGUUUAGCUAAAAUCAAAGAUGAAGCACAUAGUGAUGAAGAAUCAAUGGAAUCACAUUUUUCAUGUAGCGAAAAAUCACGUAUAAUUAAAGAUGAAUUACAAAAUGAAAAUGUGCCAUUCAAUUGUGUCGACACUAAUAAAGAAAACUGCAAUAAAAACAAUGAACCCAUCCUUAAUACAAUUUUAGGUUUAUGUAAUUAUGCUACUUUUCAACAAUUAAUGUCAACACCAUUCGCUCAAUCCCAACAAAUGUUAAAUCCUAUCGAUCGAUUAUAUAGCAUGCAAAAUUCAUAUUUUCGUCCAGAUGAAUUUGAAUUCUCAAAUACAGGUAGUAUCGGUGGUAAUAGCGGUGUUGGCGGUAGUAUUGGUAAUAAUAGUAGUGGAGGUGGUGGUAGUAUUGGUGUUGUAAAAGAAUUAAAUGAAAAUUAAUUGAAAAAAAAAGGAUAUUUAAAAAAUAAAAAAAGGAUUGA
This is a messenger RNA of Condylostylus longicornis, 2520 nucleotides long. RefSeq names its product LIM homeobox transcription factor 1-beta. Lineage: Eukaryota; Metazoa; Arthropoda; Insecta; Diptera; Dolichopodidae. Gene Ontology annotation, cellular component: nucleus. The transcript has 6 exons. The record is from RefSeq and is a predicted model, not a curated record. The coding region runs from base 590 to 2479 and encodes 629 amino acids. Gene Ontology annotation, biological process: regulation of transcription by RNA polymerase II; neuron differentiation. Gene Ontology annotation, molecular function: RNA polymerase II transcription regulatory region sequence-specific DNA binding; DNA-binding transcription factor activity, RNA polymerase II-specific.